CAGCAAAUGUCAUAAAUGAAAACUGUGUCUGCGAAGACUUGAGCCAAAACACAGGCAAUAUGAUAUCUUCUAUGAGAUUGAUUGAUAGUCUUCUAAGGCCGAAAGAAAAACUUUUUGUUGGAGCAUGGAAUGUUCGUACGAUGUAUGAAACAUCAAAGACAACACAAGCUGCGGAUGAAAUGCAGAGAUACAAGUUGGAUAUACUCGGAAUAAGCGAAUGCCGAUGGAUAAAAUCAGGCAGGAUUAGAAUAACUAGUGGCCAUACCACAUUGUACUCGGGGCACAAUGAAAAACAUCAAAGUGGGGUUGCAAUUAUGAUAAGCAAAGACAAGAUCAAAACACUGCUUGAAUGGGAACCAAUUAGUGAUAGACUAAUUAGAGCAAGAUUCAACUCCAAAUACUGUAAACUGACAAUCAUACAAUGCUAUGCACCAACAAAUGAUGCCGAUGAAGAAGUGAAAGAUGAAUUUUACAAGCAGUUACAGAUGGUUGUCUCUAAAGUCCCUCAGCAUGACAUGCUGCUGAUAAUGAGAGACCUAAAUGCAAAAGUGGGUAUUGACAACACUGACUGUGAGAAAUCUAUGGGCAAACAUGGAUGUGGAAUUAAAAAUGACAAUGGAGAGCGCUUCAUUGACUUCUGUCUCAACAACAACCAGACAAUAGGAGGCACAAUAUUUCCUCACAAGCAUAUACAGAAGCUCACGUGGAAAUCUCCAGAUGGUAGAACAACAAACCAGAUUGAUCACAUAACUGUAAACAACAAAUGGAGCAAAUCCCUACAUAAUGUUAAAGUAUGCCGUGGAGCAGAUGUCAACAGUGACCACUAUCUGUUGAAAGCUAUUACAAAACUAAAACUUCGCAGAAAUCCCAAAAAGCAGGAGACAAAAAGGAAGAUCGAUGUGGAAAAGUUAAAGAUACCAGACACACGAAAAUCUUUCAAUCUGGAAUUGAAGAACAGAUUCAAGAUUCUGGAAGAAAGUCUUGAUGAUGUUGAAGAUAUUCAAGAAAGGUGGGACACGAUCAAGAAAGUGCAUAUUGAAGCGGCCGAAAAAAACUGUAGGCUACCGAACCAAGAAGAACAAAGAGUGGCUAACACCUUGUACAUGGGAAAAUAG
Molecule: messenger RNA, 1115 nt
Organism: Saccostrea cuccullata (small rock oyster)
Lineage: Eukaryota; Metazoa; Mollusca; Bivalvia; Ostreida; Ostreidae
Product: craniofacial development protein 2-like
Exons: 1
Coding region: 60-1115 (351 amino acids)
Biological process (GO): chromatin remodeling
Cellular component (GO): nucleus
Source: RefSeq, a predicted model, not a curated record